Molecule: messenger RNA, 1859 nt
Organism: Doryrhamphus excisus (bluestripe pipefish)
Lineage: Eukaryota; Metazoa; Chordata; Actinopteri; Syngnathiformes; Syngnathidae
Gene: arl14
Product: ADP-ribosylation factor-like 14
Molecular function (GO): GTPase activity; GTP binding
Source: RefSeq, a predicted model, not a curated record
CAGACACUUCUUACAGGAAAUGACGUCGCAUCAAGAACACACCUUAACAUCUCAGGUAAAAGUUGACAGACAGAAAGCAAACAACGUAACAAGUAACAAUAGCGAGGCGCAUAUCCGCUGUAUUCAUCUGAAUGGGCCAGCGGGGAACCAAACAUCCGGAGGUCCGGGUCCUCCUCUUGGGUCUGGACAACGCGGGCAAGUCGACCCUGUUGUACAAACUGAAACACGGGGCGUCUUUCAGCACGGUCCCCACCAUCGGCUUCAACGUGGAAAUGCUCGACGUGAAGAAAAGGCGGAAGAAUAUCGCACUGACCGUGUGGGACGUGGGCGGCCAAGAGCAAAUGCGACGCCACUGGAGGGGCUUCCACCAGGACACCUCGGCUGUCGUGUUCGUGGUGGACAGUGCGGACCGGGAGCGCGUGCAGGAGGCACGACGGGAGCUGGAGAGUACGCUGAAGAGCGAGCACCUGCGCGGCCGUCCACUUCUCCUUCUCGCCAACAAACAGGACAUCGACGGGGCCAUGACGGUCACGGAUCUUAAAGAGGCGUUCAACCUGAGGAAGAUUUGUGGAGAACGGGAAUGGUUCGUACAGGCCUGUUCUGCCUUUAUGGGCAACGGGCUGGACGACGCCCUGAAACGGCUUAGCCAUAUGGUGAAACUCCCGUCAGAGUCUGCCGCCACUGUCAAAGAAAACUUUAUGGACACAAUGGAUUACCUUAAAGCCAAGUCUCUGAGACGUUAAAUGGACUACACUUGGCUAAGUUUCAAUUGAAUUGAAUUGAAACUCAUGAGAACUGUAUUAUACUAAAAAAGCAGCAAAAAUAAUGCAUUAUCAUGCACAAUUUAAACCAAAAAAAUCGACAAGAGUUAAUAAAAUGCAACACUAAAGAAAUAAUUACCACCAAAACAAAAAUGUUUGACCAUUCAGUUAUUUUGUUUAAACAAAAUUCCAACAACAUUUAUUAAAUGAUCUAUUUAAAAAUAUGCGUUCAAAUAACAAGCAGGGGGCACACAAUGUCCUGCAAAAUGACCUUAUGCCAUCUAGAUAGAUAUGAUCUUAUCUUCCAUCCAUCCUCUAUGCUUCUUAUCCUCAUUAGGGUAGUGGUGGUAUGCUGGAGCCUAUCCCAGACGACUUUGGGCAAGAGGCGGGGUACAGCCAGCCAACUACCGGGCACAUAUAGACAAUAUUCAUAUACCUAUGGACAAUUUGGAGUCGCCAAUGAACCUAACAUGUUUUUGGAACGUGGGAGGAAACUGGAGUACCCACGCACACACGGGUGAGAACAUGCAAACCGGUGUCAUCUUCAAUUAGGACAAGAUGACUUUCUGAAAGAGUAUUGGAAAUCAAGAAGAUACCCUGUGGAAAUACAUUAUGGUUGUCUACAAUAAUACAUUUCUAGUUCUCACUUGACCUCAUCCAAUAUUGUUUAGGACAUUUGUUCUCCAAUGAAUGAAUACACAAGUGCCAUUUCAUUUCCUCUUGGUGGAUUUUUGAACCGCCACAUACAUUUCUGUUGGACUUCCUCACGCCAGUAUGUCCAUUUCCAUCUCGUGUGCUUUGGCAGGCUAAUUCAUUGCAAGUAAAAUAUGAGGUCUGAUGAACUAAACAGUGAGCUACCAUUAAAUGGAGUCUCUGUGAUAAGACACCGCUCACAACACAUCGACUGUAAUGUGAUACUUGUUAUGCUGUGGAGCUGAAGAUGCUGUAGGCAAAUAGAGUUCAUCAUGAGUCAUCUCUGACUUUCUGAUAUUACAGAAAUGGAGCACUUGACAUAAAUCCUCUGAAAUAUACUAUAGGCGUGUAUUGAGUCACAUUUUUGUUGACAUUUAUAAUAAUUCUGUUAUUCUGUCAUUUUGA